ACAAUUUCCCCAAGAGAUCAUUUGCUGGUUAUUUUCUUUAGAUCAAACCAGCAAAAACACUUCUGAAACACACCAGCAAAACAGAAAAACCAGACACUGUUUUUUUUUUUUUCAACCUCGUGUCAUCAAUAAUUCAUCCUCUUCUUACACAUUUACUAAUGCACCGCUACAUUCCAGCACAUCAUCAGCUGCAUCUCUGGGAUAAAAGGCGCUGUCAGGGCUUUCCUUUCCUUUUUUUUUUUUUUUUUUUUCUUUAUCUAAUGACAUCACGUCAAAUGCAAGUUCCCAACAUGGCGUCCAGCCGGGUGCUGGAGGAGAGGAGGGAGGUCCAGGAGGGGCCGAGGCGCGCUCAGACCGCCAACCUCGACUUCAGCCUCCACAAACACUCGGUGCUCAUCAUCAUCGGACGGACCGCACAGCAGCACAGACAGACAGGACGCAUCAGCGGGGACAUCGAACGAGGUAUUCGUUCAUGGGAUGUGGACUUAAACUCGUGUAAUCUGAACCUGUAUCUCCAAGAAUUCCUGUCCCACCACACGGCUUCAUUCAAAGGUGCAGGGCAGAAGUGUCUGCGCCACAGUACCAGAGUGUUGGACACUCAAGUACUGAUCAGUCCAUCUCAGGAACAGGCUGUUUCAGAGGUGUUUGCUCUGCUGUCCAAAGACUCGGCUCAUAAACUGUUGAUCUUAGCUGGUCAGAGUGUGGAAGACACCGGAGAUCUGCUGUUUCACCGGGGACUGCUGUCACCACGCCAGCUCAAACAAAUACUGAUAGAGCAGUUCAUAGAUCAAGAGCGCUCUGCCUCCAAGCUGAGUCUGACGCUGAGCUGUGCGAACAUCGGCCAGUGGAAGACAACCCUCUUGGGAAACCAGCCUCUGCCGGGUCCUUUCACACUCCACAUCAAUCCCCCAGAGGUGCUGCCCGCCAUGGAGGCCCUGGGGGAAUUCACCUCCCUUAUCUCUGGUACCAUUUGCCCUCCGUCACCCUUUGACCUCCUGCCUCCUCCAACCACAGUGGGUUUCCUCAAGCUGUCCCGCCCCUGCUGCUACGUGUUUCCGGCGGGCCGUGGCGACUGUGCCUUUUUUGCCGUUAAUGGGUUUACCAUGUUGGUGGAUGGAGGUUCAGACUCACAGGCCUGUUUCUGGAAGCUCGUCCGCCAUCUUGACCGAGUAGAUGCGGUUUUGUUGACACACAUUGGGACAGAAAACCUCCCGGGGGUCAAUGCCUUCCUGGAGAGGAAAGUGGCAGAGUUGGAGCUGAGCUCUGACGUCAAAGAAGACCUGUCCAAAAGGCUUAUCUCUCCAGAGCUUGGAGUUGUGUUCUUUAAUGCUCCCAGCAGGUUGCAAAUUGAACAACAGCCAUGUAUGGACAAUGUACUCAAGAGCACAAAUCAGGCAGCCCUGACACUGCAUUUGCUAAAAAAAUUAGACAUCAGACCACAGCCAAUGUUUCGGCCUCAGGGGGUCCCAAUUGAGCCAAUAACCCUUUUUCAGAAGAUGGGAGUGGGACAGCUGGAUUUAUAUAUUCUAACUCCGGGCAAAAACAGCCAGGAGUACCAGACGCUCAUGCAAAACUGGCCUGAUGCUGUGCCAUCAGCUGGUAAAUCCCAGUCUCUCCCUCUCACCGCCCUCGCUUCAGUGUCUGUCCUGCUUGUUUGGCACCCGGCCUGUCCCCAGGAGAAGGUAGUCAGGGUGCUUUUCCCUGGAGUUACACCUCAAGCAAAGCUUCUGCAGGGACUGGAGAAGCUGAAAGGUUUGGCAUUUCUUCAGAAGCCAACCAUGACUACAGGGGAAUUGGAGAGGCUGGGGGAGGAAAGAAAAACCCAAAGGACAGAGAGUCAGGACAGCGGUAAGUCACCAGGGAAGGAGACAUCACGAAAACAGGGGAAAGAGCGGGUAGUUAAAGAGGAGAUGAAGGAAGUGAAGGAAAAAACAAAAGUAUUAAAUGGAGUUAGCACAGAGAAGAGCAAAAUUAAAGACACAGGUGUAAAGCAAAAAGCAGCAUCAACAGAUAAGAAUAUUUCAAAGAAAGGUAAAAAGAAAGAUGAUAAAAAGGAGGAAAAUGUCGGAAAUAAGGAAGACAAUGGUGUUAUGGGGAAAAAGGAUGUUCUCCCUUCCAAACCAAAGAAUGAAAAUAAAACAAAGCUCAAAAAGGAAGCAAAAAAUGACUCUAAAUCAGGGGCAAAGAAAACAAGCAAAUCCUUAGGAAAGGAAAAUAAUGGUGGCAAGAAGGCAGAUGGAAGCACUGACAUGUCAACUAACUCAACAAAACCUAAUGCUGCGAUUGUGUCAGAAAUCCCAAAGUCAGAGGGAACCGAUACAGAGCAAAAGAGUGAAAAACUGGAAAAAGAACCUGAAGAGAACCCCUGCUGCUCCAAAAUAUCUACCCCCGAGGACAUGACAGCUGAUUUUCUGAGGCUACGGGAAGAAAGUAAAAGAGAAGAGGCACAGGUGGAAACAGCAGAUAAAGGAGAGCAGAAAGGCAGUGAGUCAGGAAAUGAAAAGAACCUUGCAAGUUUGAGCAAAGAUAGAAGUAUUGAUGAUGCUGAAACAGCAAAGGGAGAAGCAGGAGGUGCCACAGGGAUGUCUAAGGAGGAGAGUCAUGAGGAUGGAGUGCAAGAGAACACAGAGAAACAGGAACCAGACUUGGAAACAAGGCCUGGAGACCAGGCUAGAAGUGCUGGCAAACCUGCAAAGGUUGUUGGAUUUCCAUCUCCUCUAAAGAAUGAGCAAACAGUUCAACAAGACCUGACUCCAACUGAAUAUACUCUCCUAGACGGAGCUUUAAGAAACAGCCCUCCUUCUCGAACUUCACCGGAGAACCAUGCCCCUCUCAGCGUCUCAGAGGAGACGGUGGAGCCUGGAUCUCCUGACUCUCGGCCCAACAGCGCAGGUCACACUCCCUACUGUCUAUCCCCAGAUGAUGUGUGGUGCAACAGGGCAACACUUAGCAGGUUACAGAUGGCUAACCUGGAGUCAAACGAUGAGACGAACGGCUCAUCCAAGCAAAAUGAUACACAGCUAUGUCAAGCCAGAGGCGCUACAGAGAGCCACACAACCCCUAAAGAGAAGCACCUAAGCUUCCUCUCUUUGGGUACGUUCAAAGACGGAUCUUCAGACCCCUCUCCAUCUGUGGCUACCACCACCACUACACACUCUAUGCCAGCAGAGGUGAGCUCGCCUCAGUCCACAGAGGUAGACGAGUCAUUAUCCAUGUCCUUCGAGCAGGGCCCGACCACUGUGAGCCAGAGAGAGGGGGAUGACAGUGUUCAUCACUCCCACUCAAACGGAGGUCAUUUUGUGGGGAUGUCUUUACAAAUCAAGAAGCCUCCUAGAUCUUUAGGCCAGGGUUCAGAGAUGGGACGUCCUCCUAACACACUUCAUUUGAAACCUCUCCUCAUGAUGUGGACUUGUGUCUGGUUUCUCCCUGUGAGUUCAAGCAUUUCAAAGCUCCUGAUGCCACCUCAGCUGCCAGCGAGCCCUCCAGAGCGGCCCUCUGUUCCCAACAUCACAGCAACAACAAUAACAACCUCAAGGAUGUGUCACCCAGUGAAUCAAAUGCCCCCGUCUGCACUGAGGACUGCCCUUCCACCACGGCAGAUGGCAUUCUGGAUUCAGAUGAGGAUGAGUCGUGUAGUGAGCCAAGUAACUCCCCCCACAAUCUCCGACCCAGUCAGUCUCUACCCCCAGACCCUCUACCAGCUCCCCUCAGGGACAGUCCACCCCUACCCCCACAUCCUGACACCUCCAUGCCUGUUCCUCAGUCUGAGUCUGAUGCUCAUGGGAAAAGAGCAAAAACCAGCAGCAUGCGAGGAAAGAAGUCACCAGCGAAGCUCCAAAAUUGUUGAGGGCUCUCCAAGAUCAGGUCCAGGAAAAACCAGAACAGGAAGCCAAAGUGGGCCCAUAAAGGGGUCCAAGGAGAAUGUUUCUACAACACGUACAACUUCCUCCAGCCCCCGCACGGCACCAUCAAAAUCCUCACCCAACCCAGGCUCUAAGGCUACCUCCAUUGGUGAACUCACUGUUUAUGUGGAUCUCGCCUACAUUCCCUCUGGAGCGUCCUCUCCCACUGUCAAUGUGGACUUCUUCAGGUGUGUUCGCUCUUCCUGUUAUAUCAUCAGUGGCGACAGUCCUGAGAGGGAAGAGCUUAUGAGGCAGACGCUGGAUGCAUUACUGGAUGGCAAGAAAUCCUGGCCCGAAACUAUGCAGGUGACAGUGAUCCCUACUUUUGAGUCGGUGUUAAUGCAAGAGUGGUACCAGCAGACUCUGGACAGACAGAGGGAGCUCGGCAUCACCGUUCUUGGCUCUAACAGCACUGUUGCCAUGCAGGACGAGACCUUUCCAGCCUGCAAGAUUGAGUUCUGAGGCAGAACACAAGUGUGAAUCAAAGAGUCAGAGCUGAAUAAAACACAGAAAUAAAAUUAGAAACUGAAGAGAAAAUCAGAAUUAUGGGGGAAAUCAUAUGAAAACAUGGUCCCUCUUACAGAAUGUGAUUAAAUGGGUAAGGAUGUCAAGGAGAUCAUCACUUAACCCAUCGCCUGGUUCAUGAGUUCUGUGUGGGCUGUUUUUAUACUGAAAAGUCCUCCUCCUAACAUCCAGUUUUACAAGACAAAUCCACAUUCCCGCGAGGAAUGUUGUGAAUCCAAUCAUCCAUAACCUUGUGCAAAGGUGAAGAGAAAAGCUUAUUGACUGCAAGAGAGGCAUGUAAUGCUGCAAACACGUAGAUCAAAAUGCAAGCUGAUGCUGUAGAUUAGUCCGAACAUUUAUCAUACAUUGGGUUGUGCACACUAAUGGUCGGAUCCACAAAAGGAUUUCACGACUUUUUCAAUAAUAAAACCAGUAGAAUCUUUUUUAAAAGGGUUAAAAAAAAAUCUAAGUGUGCUGCCAAGUAAAUAGCAUUAUGAUGUGCCUGUUCCAUUUGCAUGUAUGGAAAUUAGAGAGUAUCCAACCAAGCUGCACAAACUCAGGCCUGUUUUAUGCAGAUGAGUCUUGUUGCAAAAAUCAUCUAAUUAACAACAUGCAGUUAGUCCUCUGCGAUUUAUGUGGGUCAGUUGGGUCUCUGGCUUAUCUCAGACUUUAAACUACGCAAAGAUGAAAACUGUCCUGACAGUACUGAUGGACAUGAGGUUGCUCAUCUCGUAAACCUGGAAUAUGAGUAUAACAGAUGCAGAACACACUUCAUUAUUUAGCAUCAGAUCCUGACUCAUAUGAUGUUAUUGAAGUCCCUGUUGCUGUGCUGUGUGUAAAUGUGCACAGCCUCUUUCUCAGUUCAGAGACUUCAACUGUUGUGUGACGCUGCUGCCAGCUGUGAGCCCCGGACAGAACAUCAGCACUAAUGCUUCUCCAAAGUCCUAUCGACACUCAGUGACACCUGACCAACAGCAUUUAAAGAGUCAGACAUUAAUGGAAUGCACUUGAGACCAUCUUGAAUGAUAUUAAUUGCUGGAGCCUAUUUUGACAUAGAUUUUAAUAGAUAGUGAUGCACACUCAAAAUUCUAGAAGAAGCAAAAAAUAUGAAAGUUGGUUUGUGAUUGUGCAGAGCAAAGUGUGACGAUAUAAUUUGAAGGUUUUCACUCUACAGUUUUCAUUAAGGACCAGACUGUAUACUCAAAUGUGGUGAAAAGCCUGAAAUACUAGCAACUCUGGUGCAAAACAAGAGUAAAUUGAUUGGGAUGCAGAACUUUAUGAGUGUGUUCUUUGGUGCAAAAUCUUUUGUGAAUAAGUCUUAAAGCUGAACAGAUUACACAGGAUUGGUAAUGGGAACAAUCCAUUCUUUGUGUAUCUGGUCCAAUGUGUAGAGUUUUUCUUCAAUAUGUGAAUAGUUAGAGUGUGUUAAGGCCAAUCUCGUAAAUUACUGUUGUAAAGCAACAUAUAAAAGACAAAUUAUUCAGCAAAUCAACUCCAAACAAAUCCUAAAUCUUUUUUUAACUUUGGGUGUUUAUUUAUUUAUUCAUUUAUUUUUUUAUUCCUAAAAUUAGAUCUCUUUGAUUAUCACUGACAAUGUCUGUAUUAUAGUAUGAAAAGUCCUACACUAAAUGACAUUUGUAUGGUCAGGUGUUGAUGUAAGAACUGUAAGCAGACAAGAAGUUAGCUGUGCUCUAUGUUGUGAGUGCUUAAAAAAGUAUUGUGCCGCUGUGGCUAUCAACCAUGAUCUGUGCUGACAGAAUUAUUUUGAUCAGGCUAACAACUGUUAGUGGGUGAUAAUCAACCAUCGGACUCUGAGAUUACUGAGUGUGAGUGUGCAAAGACAAAUCUGUCAAAAGGGAUUAGAGUAGCAGAUUAAAUUUAAUAGUAUUAAGGCCAUCAUCAUUACAACAUCUUAAAAUCAUACUAAUCAGACAAAUGCUUUGGUAGAAAUGUUAUUUUACACAUGAAAAUGUUGUAAUGUAUGUUGAUUGCAGGUAUUAUCAGACAGUGAAUUAUAGACGGAUAUUUUGCGCAGGAUUAAAUGAUGGUGAUAGUAUCACAGAGGAUGACAAUAACUGCUUUUCAAGUCUGUAAAUAAGAAUACAUUGUCUAAUGAAAGUUAAAUACUGCUAAAUUUAGGUAAUCAUAAAACUGAAAGCAGUCAUUAAAGAUCAUGUGCAACUUGAAAGAAUAGUUUAAUAUUUUGGGAACUGUACUAAUCAGAGUUUCAGCUACAGCCAACAACUGGUCAGUUUACUGGACUUUUGUACACGGGGACCACAGCUCCA
Messenger RNA from Sphaeramia orbicularis (orbiculate cardinalfish), 6694 nucleotides. Its product is annotated as microtubule-associated protein 1S-like. Gene Ontology annotation, cellular component: synapse; microtubule associated complex; neuronal cell body. The record is from RefSeq and is a predicted model, not a curated record. Gene Ontology annotation, biological process: microtubule cytoskeleton organization; axonogenesis; dendrite development. Gene Ontology annotation, molecular function: actin binding; microtubule binding. Bases 159 to 4364 code for a protein of 1401 amino acids. Lineage: Eukaryota; Metazoa; Chordata; Actinopteri; Kurtiformes; Apogonidae. The transcript is spliced from 11 exons.